GCCCUCCACACGUCCCAACUUAGUGUGCGAAUAACCAACACUCUGUUAAGAUGGUGCCUGUCCUGGGAUACUGGAAGACGCGGGCGCUCUGCCAGGCGAUUCGACUGAUGCUGAAGUACACGGGCACUGAGUACGAGGAGAAGUUCUACCCUGUCGGCGACGCCCCAGCUUACGACAAGAGUGAAUGGCUCUCCGUCAAGUUCAAGCUCGGCCUCGCUUUCCCAAAUCUGCCUUACUACAUCGACGGAGACGUAAAGAUAUCGCAGAGCAAAGCCAUCAUGCGCUACCUGGCACGGAAGCAUGACCUGUGUGGCACCACGCCGGAGGAAGUCAUCAGGACGGAUAUGCUCGAAUACCAGCUGGCAGACAUGCAAAACGCUUUCUUUGACGUCACCUACGAACACUACGAUCAGAAGGACUCCUACACCGCGUCCCUCCCCGCCAAGAUGAAACAGUACUCGGACUUCCUCGGCAGCAGGCCCUGGUUCGCCGGAGACAAGCUAACCUACAUCGACUUCCUGGCCUACGAGAUCUUCGACCAACACCUGUGCCUCGACAGGACGUGCCUCGACGGCCUCAAGAACCUCCAGGCUUUCCAGAAGAGGUUUGAAGAUCUCGAGCCCAUCAGGAAGUACAUGGCGUCCCCGGAUUUCAUCAGGACGCCGAUUUGCAACAAGUAUGCUCAGUUUACGAUCGCUGAGGGAAAAUGAAACGUAGAUGGCUUGGUUUAUGAAGAGGAAGAAAUAUGAAAUGGGGAGGAAGAUAUGAAAAGUAAAGAAAGAAAAUAUGAAAAACUGGGAUUAAGAACACUUUUUAUUUGUGAUGUUUUAUAAAAGUAAAAAAUAAGAUGAUU
This is a messenger RNA of Penaeus monodon (black tiger shrimp), 853 nucleotides long. RefSeq names its product glutathione S-transferase Mu 1-like. Lineage: Eukaryota; Metazoa; Arthropoda; Malacostraca; Decapoda; Penaeidae. The record is from RefSeq and is a predicted model, not a curated record. Gene Ontology annotation, biological process: glutathione metabolic process. Gene Ontology annotation, molecular function: glutathione transferase activity. The coding region runs from base 51 to 710 and encodes 219 amino acids. The transcript is spliced from 5 exons.